CGAGAUUCCGCUCCGACUCCCACUCCUCGAGUUCAAGACCGUGAAUCCGUCCAGAGACUCGGAGCCACCAAAACAACCAGUCCUCAUUUUCAUUUCGAAAGAGAAACCAACUCGGCAGACAUACAUUGUGCGAAUGUGGUGGCAUAGAUCCUCAUCCUCUCAAUCAUCAAUCCACGAUGAACGGGGCCGGCAGCGGUGAAACCAACACUGGGACCGGCAGGCGACGUGGUCCCCUUCCCAACUUUGUCCAAGUCGCCAAAAGUUAUGUCUUUGAGCAGGAGAUUCAAACUUGUCUACGUAACACGGGAGUCUCCCAGGCCAGAGAGGACAGUAUUAGGUUGGCGGGUGUGCAGUGGAUUGACAAUGUCAGACGAGCGUUGAAAUUACCAGUCAAAACAUUCAACACUGCGGUGGUGUACUAUCACAAGUUCCGUCUGCAGCAUUCCGAUGGCGAGUACAGUUUCGUGGACGCUGCGGCCGCCGCUCUCUUUACCGCCUGUAAGAUCGAAGACACACUCAAAAAGUCGCGCGACAUUCUUUGUGCGGCACAUAAUAUCAAAGUUCCCCGCAAGGAACAUCUAUCGCCAGACGAUCAGGUCUUUGAACAUCAAUCACGCACCAUCAUCGGGCUUGAACGCUUGAUGCUCGAAGCCUCAGGCUUCGACUUCCGCAACCGCCAUCCCCAGGAAUUUCUGAUCAAGCUGGCGAAAUUCUACAAUUACGAAAAGACCUCGCGGGUCGUCAAAACUGCAUAUGUCAUGUCACUGGACUUGUAUCGGACCUUUGCGCCGCUCAAACAGCAAACGGCCACGAUGGCAUUUGCGUGUCUCGAACUCGCUGGACGGCUGCUAGGCGAAGAAAACAAGGACCUUUGGCAGGGGAAAGACUAUGCGGCUUGGCGAAUAGAUCGCGGAAUGGUCAUGGAAACCCUUCUCGACCUCCUCGAACUCUACACGCACCACCGCACAAUGACGUCCGUCGGACCCGAUUUCCCCGUGGAUAGGUUCCUCGAAGUCCGCAUCCCAUUAAACGUCGAGUCCGAAGAGAAACGUUUACCGCGAUACACGGAAUGGAUCGGCACCUCUCCCGAAGACGCGUCUUUGGGUCUCCUCGGCCAGGCGGGCGGCUUGAACGGAGGCCCGGGCAGAGGAGGACUGAACGGGUCGCAUUCCCGUGGGUCCAGUAAGAACGUCAGUCCCAAGGACGCCAAUAUCACAAGUCCCAAUAGCACGAAUAGUAGUUCUGGCGCUGGUAUCCCGGGAAGUGGAAGUACCGCUGCCACGAGUCUGCCUGGGGGUGGCGGCGUGAGACAACGUGCAGGCGAGAGGGGCCGAGAAGGCUCUGUUAGAUUCAUCCUCAAUCCAGACCGAGAGCGGGACGAAAGGGCGAUUGUGGAAAUGUACCGCGGAUCUUGACGGUCAACCACAAUACAAUAAUGGGAAUCACGGAAAAGGGAUCUUUGUACAAAAGCGAGAAAUUGAUGAAUAGGGGUUUGCGACUGGAUUUUUGACAAUUCCGUACUGGGUAUUCUGCGUUCUUCAUUUUGCGAACCCUUUGUGUGGUGUACCAAUUGCGAGUUUCGGUUCGUCUGGGCCAGGAGUUGAGAUGUUUUGGGGUUUCAGUGCCAGUCUAAGGUAAUCUGACUGGUGAGGGAUAGGGAUUUGAUGUAUAUGAAAGCAGACCGGCGUAUUGGCUGGGAUGAUAUCAAGUUUGGUCAACUAUGUCCGGCAUAAAAUAUAUUGAUUCAACCUGCUUGGUACGAACUGAGCGGAGGCAGAAUGGUUUUCCGUUGCUGGCCAUGGGAUAUACAAUAUUGUGCUAUACCAUG
Exophiala dermatitidis NIH/UT8656 is the source of this 1828-nucleotide messenger RNA. RefSeq lists its product as uncharacterized. Gene Ontology annotation, molecular function: cyclin-dependent protein serine/threonine kinase activator activity. Gene Ontology annotation, cellular component: nucleus; cyclin/CDK positive transcription elongation factor complex. NCBI's taxonomy places the organism in Eukaryota, Fungi, Ascomycota, Eurotiomycetes, Chaetothyriales, Herpotrichiellaceae. The record is from RefSeq and is a predicted model, not a curated record. Gene Ontology annotation, biological process: regulation of transcription by RNA polymerase II; positive regulation of DNA-templated transcription, elongation. Bases 177 to 1415 code for a protein of 412 amino acids. The transcript is spliced from 5 exons.